CAGGGAAAAAAAAAUCUAAAAAUAAAAAAGAAUAUGGAGCUGAAAAAUGUAAAAGAGAUAAACCCCAUAACAGAAACAUAAACCCCAAACUAUUCUUCUUCUUCUUCUUCUUCCCUCAAAAUGGUUCUUCUCCAUUGCCAUCAGAGUGUGGCCACACUCACACUCUCACCCAUUUCAUUCUUCUCUUCCAAUUCCAAACCAUUCUCCGUUUCUCUUCGCAACAACAACAACAACCCUACCUUUUCAACAAGAACCAAUUCCCCUUUCUCACUCUCCACCAUGCCAAGAAAAUUGCUCUGCAACCCUCCCAAGGGUAAAUACGUCAGAGAAGAUUACCUCGUGAAAAAGUUGUCAGCAGAGGAAAUUCAAGAGCUUGUGAAGGGAGAAAGAAAUGUGCCUCUUAUUAUUGAUUUUUAUGCAACAUGGUGUGGACCCUGCAUCUUAAUGGCUCAAGAACUUGAAAUGCUUGCAGUUGAGUACGAGAAGAAUGCGAUGAUUGUGAAGGUUGAUACAGAUGAUGAAUAUGAAUUUGCACGUGACAUGCAGGUCCGAGGGCUCCCGACUGUGUUCUUCAUUAGUCCGGAUCCGAACAAGGAUGCGAUCCGAACCGAAGGCCUGGUCCCGAUACAGAUGAUGAGGGACAUCAUUGACAACGAAAUGUGAGACAUUAGAUGGUGCUGAUUCGCCAUAAAGAAAGUGGGGUUGCAAUAUCCUGUCUGGUGUAACGGUAACCUCUCCACAACACAAUUUGAAGAGCUAACCAAUUCAUAUGAUUUUUUAGCAUUUGAAUGUCAUAAAUUGUAUGAUAAAUUUGUGUAAGCCUUGAGCUCGACAUGUUCUUUUAGUGUCACAUGGGAUGUGCAAAUACAUGAAAACAUUGUAACACAAUCUUGUAUGUGCACUCCAUUCCUAUCAAAUAUAAAAUCAUGCAAUUAUUUCCAACUAAUUCGAGCCCAUGUAUUUCU
Arachis ipaensis is the source of this 965-nucleotide messenger RNA. RefSeq names its product Thioredoxin z. Gene Ontology annotation, biological process: plastid organization; cell redox homeostasis. Gene Ontology annotation, cellular component: thylakoid. Lineage: Eukaryota; Viridiplantae; Streptophyta; Magnoliopsida; Fabales; Fabaceae. Gene Ontology annotation, molecular function: protein-disulfide reductase activity. The record is from RefSeq and is a predicted model, not a curated record.